AUGGCAUUCGAUUCAAUGAGUGAAUCAUGUCUUUUUGAUUUAGAACAAUAUUUACAUUCAAAUCCAUAUCGACAAUAUUCAAUGAAUAAGUCAAAUGUCUCUAAAGCAAUUCCUGUUUCAGCUCAUUCACAACGUUUAAAUUAUCAAAAUAAACCAUCAGUUGUUGCUUUUCAUCAAUUAAUAAAUAAUCGAAAAAAUUCAUUAACACUCGAUCGUAUUGCUUAUAAACUUCGUAUGAAAUCAGAUUUAAAUGUUGAUACUUUACGCGAUACACCUAUUCGUCGUCAUAGAAAUUAUUAUGAUUCUCUUCAUCAUCAAUCACAAAAUCCUACGAAAUCAAAUAUUAAUGAUGCAUUUAAUGUUGUUCCAUCAUCAGCUACAACUAAAUCACAUCAUCGACAACCAACAGCUAUUACAACGACAACAAAUUCAACAAAAACAUUAGUUAAUGAUUAA
Rotaria sp. Silwood2 is the source of this 456-nucleotide messenger RNA. The record is from the annotation of a GenBank genome assembly. Lineage: Eukaryota; Metazoa; Rotifera; Eurotatoria; Philodinida; Philodinidae.